UGAGUAAGUCAAGAGGCUCGCUCCUCUCCUGUAAGGACAACCGGUAGCACCAAAAUAUCUCUGCAAUGCCAGGACAGCGACGUGCUGUUGGAAGUGUGUUAAGAAUAGACUCACAAUGGGGCUCGCUCCUGUCUUCCGUUGUCUGAGGACAGACAGUUGUCUGCAGGGGACAGAGGAAGAGGUAAGACGGGAGAAUCCACAUGAUUCAGAGACUUGAAUGGAUCGGGUCAGGUUUUCCGAGCAGGACAGGGACGUAACUCAAUCUAGGAAAGAGCCGGAGUGUCUUACUCCCGCAGUAAACGUUGCGUCUGGAUGUUAUUGUGCUGCUGGAAACCACUGUGCCCCUGGGUUGAAAGGGGAGAAGUAAAUGCAAUAGGGAGUGAGGUGCUGGCUUAAGAGUUUACCCUGUGGUCUGAAACUGAAGAACUAGCUUUUUCUUGAGGGCUUUGAAUACACAAAGCAUGGCAGGAACGAGUGCUUCAGAGAUCAUCUUCAUCUCUGUGAAUCAUAGCAUCACUUUGAUGGGGAAGGUGUGGCUCAUUGUCAUGAUCUUCCUCCGCAUCCUUAUGCUCCUCCUCGCUGGUUACCCCAUUUACCAGGAUGAGCAGGAGCGCUUUGUCUGCAACACCAUUCAGCCUGGCUGUGCCAACGUGUGCUAUGACCUCUUUUCUCCCAUCUCUCUCUUCCGCUUCUGGCUGGUGCAGCUCACCAUCAUGUGUCUCCCCUACUUCAUAUUUGUCAUCUAUGUGGUCCACAAGGUGUCAAAUAGCCUCACUGUGGAAUCGAAUGCCUCUGGUUACAUCAAAGUCACGCCACUGUUCAAGAUCCAACAGGAACCAUUCAUUGAGACACCCAUAAACAAGAUGCCUCCAGGAGCUGAGCAAGGUUGGGCCCGGUGCUUCACUGGAGCAUACAUCCUACAUCUCAUGUUUCGAACUCUGCUGGAGGCUGGGUUUGGAGCAGCUCACUACUAUCUAUUUGGCUUCUAUAUCCCCAGGCGGUUCCUGUGUCAGCAUCCACCGUGCACAACACAGGUGGACUGCUACAUCUCCAGGCCCACUGAGAAGACUGUGAUGCUCAACUUCAUGCUUGGUGCGGCCGCUCUGUCUUUGCUUCUAAAUGUGUUGGAUUUCAUCUGUGCAAUAAAGCGCUCAGUGCAGCUGAAGAGCAAGAAGAAAAUGAGGACUGUGAAGAUAUAUGAGGAAGAACAAUGUUUCAUUUCAGGUGAGGGAAUGGAUGUAAAUACCUCCAUGGCUCAGCAGGAUUUAGAAUGUGAAGCUGGUCAGAACGUGGGUUUCCGGAAAAGGAAAGGUAGUGGAGCUGGAACUCUUGGUUUAGGUCAGGAACCACCGGGUAGCAACACAAAUGGGAACAACGGCUAUUCUGUUUCCCAAGAGGAUGCCCCAGAAAGGAGCGGGAGUGAGGUGGCUCUCUGCCCCCCAGAGCCAAUGGGGACACCCAGAUCCAUACGUGUUAACAAACGCAAUCGACUUAAACCACCACCUCCACCCAGGCGGGACCUUGGUUUGCCCUCAGUGGUGUCAGCAGGUCCAAACGGGGAUGUUUCCACAGCAGCAACAACCUGUACAAGAAGAAUGGGGCAGUAUACGUUAGUUGAGGUUGGCAGUGGCACAGAGCCACAGAAUAACGAUGAUGGACAGGAGAAAAAAUCAGAGUGGGUUUGACUGUCGAGGGUCUGACUGUUGAAGGUUUGACUGUCGAUGGUUUGACUGUGAUAUUUCCACGUUAUUUUGACAUCAAUGUGGAAAAACAGACCCUGUCAGGUUUACACUAUGGCAGCAACUGUUGGAGCUACUUUCCACCACACUCUCUACCUCAGGCACUACUGUCGACUGCACUGUCACUUGAAAAGUGACUUUCUGAAGAACGUUCAUUUUCUAGCCCAGUGAUGCAAAGUGACAAGGAAGCGAGUCACGAAUUGGAAUUCUCUAUGCAAAACAAGUCAGAAGUGAGAGGAAACUCUAGCCUUGUGUGUCCCUGAGCACAGCCUUGAGAAAUUCUAAAAAGAGUUCAGUCCACCUGUUUCAUCCCUUGUUGGCUUUACCCCCCACCUCCACUGACUGACUGACUGUACAUAAACAAAGGCAAGCCUUGACCCAUUCCACAAACACCCCCCGCUACCAUUGUCACUCAACAUGAUACAACAAAGGGCCUCCUCUCGUGUAUGUGUCAGUCACAGGGUCAGAAUGGAUGCACAGGGUCAGAGAGGUAGCCUCCAGACCCCAAGUUACAGGGUUUAGGUGACCUUUGAGAAUGAAAAGGCAGGAUUGAAAUGCGAGACAAUAUCUCGCUAAGGUGUUGUAACUGGGCUCAGAGAAGAGAAUAGGAUUCUUCUGACAGAAGUGAAGGACACUAUGAAGUCCCCUAAAGCAGACAUAGGCUCACAAAGCAAUUAUGUUCCCCCAUAGGGGCUCUGUAUUUAUGGAGACAGCUUGUCACUCUAUUUCAAGGCCUUGUGGAGCUUAGGAGGAAAACAAGCCUUAACAAACACUGACACUAGAAAUAGAGCACGACCGGGCUCUGCAAAAGGAGCAGCGUUGUCUGUUGCUCUUCAGGGUAUCUGCACCCUGCUUGCUGCUGCUGAUGGUUUCACUUUGAUCAAAAGUCUGUCACCACUUUGAGUCGGACAAGUGCACUGCACUGAUGCGUCACAGGAUUUAUAACAGGGACGGGUCGAUAGGCUUUUGUCAAGAUUUGAUUCUGAUUUGCUGUGAUUGUAAGGUUGUGGUUUUCUUUUCCUCCUUGAACCAAAACUAAAUUGUCGUACAUGUCCAACAGAAAGUUAACUGCUUCACUGAGCUGAAAUACAAAAUAAAAUGUUAUUCAGCUAUUCAAUGUUCACUGAGCUGGUGCCAUAAGAAAAUAAAAUUAAACGCUGGGUCAAAAUGAAUAGAGCCCCCACACACACACUUCUACCGUAUAAUAAAAAUAGGAACAU
Messenger RNA from Solea solea (common sole), 2959 nucleotides. It is a transcript of the gene gjd4, whose product is annotated as gap junction protein delta 4. Gene Ontology annotation, biological process: cell communication. NCBI's taxonomy places the organism in Eukaryota, Metazoa, Chordata, Actinopteri, Pleuronectiformes, Soleidae. The record is from RefSeq and is a predicted model, not a curated record. The transcript has 2 exons. Bases 462 to 1685 code for a protein of 407 amino acids. Gene Ontology annotation, cellular component: connexin complex.